AUGGUGGCGCUGUCUUCGCUCAAGCGCAAGGCUUCCGGCGAUCUUGCUUCUGCUCGCCAACGCAAGCCUGCCGCCUCGCCCGUGCUUGCGCCCUCCCAACUCGCCAACACCCCGGCGCCAUCGAAUCUACACGACUCUGGUAACGACCGCGCCAGCACCUGCUCCAUCGUCUCGGUAGACAUGUCUGCGCUGCCGCAAACCGCCGACUACUCGGCCACACACGAAGCUGCGGUGGCUGCAGCAGCAGCUGCCGCAUCAGCCGCAUCAGCCGCAUCAGCCGCAUCAGCCGCAUCGUCAUCCAGACCCACGCCCGAUGCAAACAAAACAGCACCGCUACCGGCGCACGUGGCGAGUGCCAACUCGACGGGCACGUACAGCUCCGCCUCGCUGCCGCUCGCCAUCGCCGCACAGCAGCGCAAGCUGAGCGGGCGGUAUGCGCUCGCCGACUUUGCCGUGGAGCGCACGCUGGGCACGGGCAGCUUCGGUCGCGUGCAUCUGGUGCGCUCGCGCCACAACCACCGCUUCUACGCCAUCAAGGUGCUGCGCAAGGAACAGGUGGUCAAGAUGAAGCAGGUCGAACACACCAACUCCGAACGCGCCAUCCUCAGCAUCGUACGGCAUCCGUUCCUGGUGAAUCUGUGGGGCACGUUCAAGGACUCGACGUUUCUCUACAUGGUCAUGGACUACGUUCCCGGUGGUGAGCUCUUCACGCUGCUGCGCAAGUCGCAGCGAUUCCCGCAUCCGGUCGCCAAGUUCUACGCCGCCGAGGUGGCGCUGGCCAUCGACUAUCUGCACCAGAACAACAUCAUCUACCGCGACCUCAAGCCCGAAAACAUCCUGCUGUCGGCAGACGGCCAUCUCAAGAUCACCGACUUUGGCUUUGCAAAGUACGUGCCCGACGUCACCUGGACGCUGUGCGGUACGCCCGACUACCUCGCGCCCGAGAUCGUCUCGAGCAAGGGCUACAACAAGAGCGUCGACUGGUGGGCGCUCGGCGUACUCCUCUACGAGAUGCUCGCCGGCCAUCCACCCUUCUUCACCGAAGACGGCAACCCCAUCAAGCUGUACGAAAAAAUCAUCGCCUGCAAGGUCCGAUUCCCACCUUACUUUGAAACGGGCGUCAAGGAUCUGCUCAAGAACCUGCUCACCGCCGACCUCAGUAAGCGGUUCGGCAACCUGCAUCGUGGCAGCAAGGACAUCUUUGGCCACAUGUGGUUCGCAGAGGUCGAUUGGGACCGGCUCUACAGGCGCGAAAUUCCGGCGCCCUACCUCCCCACCGUCACCGCCGACGGCGACUCGAGCCAGUUUGAGCGCUACCCAGAAAACGACGUGUCCGAAUACAGCCGCACCGAUCUCCCGGAUAACUUGGGCCAUCUCUUCCCAGAUUUCUAG
Messenger RNA from Moesziomyces antarcticus, 1392 nucleotides. Its product is annotated as kinase-like protein. Gene Ontology annotation, molecular function: cAMP-dependent protein kinase activity; ATP binding. Gene Ontology annotation, cellular component: nucleus; cAMP-dependent protein kinase complex. The coding region runs from base 1 to 1392 and encodes 463 amino acids. The record is from RefSeq and is a predicted model, not a curated record. The transcript is spliced from 2 exons. NCBI's taxonomy places the organism in Eukaryota, Fungi, Basidiomycota, Ustilaginomycetes, Ustilaginales, Ustilaginaceae. Gene Ontology annotation, biological process: peptidyl-serine phosphorylation.